Nomia melanderi (Alkali bee) is the source of this 3035-nucleotide messenger RNA. The record is from RefSeq and is a predicted model, not a curated record. NCBI's taxonomy places the organism in Eukaryota, Metazoa, Arthropoda, Insecta, Hymenoptera, Halictidae.
UACAUUCCUUUCAAUAAAGGUUGAAUUCAAGACGGCGGUAACUGUAGCAUUAAAUUUGGAUGUCUGCCAAAUUGUUCUCAUUACAAAGUGCUCAUGCAACAUGACAGAAAAACUGCUUUCAUGUUCUAUAUUUGUUGAAUAUUUUUGAACUUUACAUGCUACUAUGGUCUGUUCUAAUAUUAUUAUCUUAUAUUUGUCGCAAUUUUCAAAUUGGAUAUUAUUUAUGAAUAUUGCAAACAGUAUUCAAUAAGAAAAUAGAUUUUAAGGAACAGACAAAAUACAGUAAACUAUAUAAUUUUAACUGUAUAUUAGAAAAUGUUAUAUUAUAUUUCUUUGUUUAACAGGCUAUAAUAUAUUCAGUAUGUUUGUUAACAAUCUGAAAAUUACUAAAAUACUUAUAUUUAUAACAAAUCAUGAAGGCAAAGAUUAAAAUGUAAUAACUUGUAAUCAUUGUGUAACUUAUAAUUUAACAAUUUAAUAAACGAUUUGGAAUUUGGUUGCACAGUUAUACAGUUUCUGCCUUCCCUCUAACAUCUGACUUGAGGUAAUUUUAGUUUCACCUCUCAGUUUUGCUUCUGCCAGUACAUAGUUCACUACAGUCCAAUCAGUAUCUGCUUAUCUACUGUAGGAGUAUGUUUAAAAAAUAAUCUUUUUUAUCAAUUAGUGAAAACAAUUAAUAAAACAGAAUAAUAAACGAGACCAUAUACUAAACUACUUACAAUAUAUUUUACUAUUUAUUUAUAAGUGUCAUUAGUGAGAUAUAUAAAUUAAAAAAAUUUUGUGAAAGAUCCUUUUUGUAAGAACAGUAAACAUGGAUAUGGACAAAGCAAGGGAACUAGUACUGACUAUAAAGCAAAAUAAUAAGUCUCAUGGAGGAUAUGGCUUACAAAAAGAGUGUGAAGCACUUGUUGGCCAUAUUUUGCAAAAUAUGUUGAAGUCUCCAUUACCCACUUUAAUUCCUGAAACGAAAAAUGAAGAAGAUUCUAUCAGAUACAGAGAAGAAGGAAAUCAGUAUUUUGUAAUGGGUGACGAUAAUGAAGCCAUAAAAUAUUAUACAUUGAGCUUAGCAUAUGCAAAUAAUGAAGAACUUAUGUCCCAUGCUCAUGCCAAUAGAUCAGCAGCUUUAUACAGAAAACAAAUGUUCAAAGAGUGUUUAAUAGAUAUUGAUUCUGCUUUGAAUCUUGGAUAUCCAGAAGAGAAAAGAAAAAAAUUGAAGGAAAGGGGGGCAAAAGCUAUUGAAGAACUUAAAAAGAAAUUGAAAAUCAAAGACAAUGAAUCUAUUAAUACGGAGAAAUUAAUGGAGAUGUGUUUAACAGAAACAAUUGAAGAGCUACCUGUAACUGUAAAAUACAAAAAUGGGAAAGCCAAAGAUAAUGAUGAAGAGGCAUGCAAAAAUGGACAGCUUAAUGGAAAUAAAGAAGAUUCAAUUAAUGGUUGUGGUAAUCCACUAAGUAAAAAAAAAGAACCAAGAUAUAUAAUAGAUGAAGGUCCUUUAAAGUUAGCUUAUGGUCCUAGCAAAGAGGCUCCUGCAGUUAGCGAUGGUGUUAUAAUUUCUUUCUCGGAAAAAUAUGGACGUCAUUUAGAAGCUACUAAAGAAUUUAAACCGGGAGAUGUUGUUUCUAUUGAAGAACCGUAUGCACACAUCAUUUAUGCACAAAAAUAUCAUACACAUUGUCACCACUGUCUUUCAAGAAGCUGUAAUUUAAUUCCAUGUCCAAGGUGCCCUAUGGCAGUAUAUUGCUCAGAAGAAUGUAGAUCAAUAGCUUGGAAUAUGGCACAUGAUUUAGAGUGUCCAAUUUUAGCAGUUCUGGGAAAUUUAUUCAAUGUUGAUAAAGACAAAGUAAGAAUGCUUACCAAAAUUGUUCGUUUUCUGAUUGUAGUAACAGCAAAAGGCAAGAAGAUUGCAGAACUGCACGAAGAUAUGAAAAUAGCAGAACGUAAUCCAGAUGAUAGAACUGCAGGAUUUACAGAUGAAGGUAUACUGGACAGCAAGAGUGCACGAUCUGCUUUAAGCCUUGCAACUAACAUGACAACAAGGCCACUCAUUGGUAUCAGUGCAUUUGCCUGUAUUUCAGCUUUGGCCUCUAUCCUUCUAGCCACACAGACUAAUUUCUUCUGCAAGAAAUACAAAAUGAAUGAAAUAAAAGACGUUAAUAAUGUCCCUCAGUUAAAAUUUUGUGGCAGCCUCAUGUUUCGUGCCUGUGUCAUAAUGUCUUCUAAUUGCUUCACAAUACAACAAGAACCAGGAAUUAAAACUGGUUCUGGACUAUAUGUGACGCAUAGCUUGUACAACCACUCCUGUGCUCCAAACACUUUUCGUCAUUUUGAAGGAUUGACAAUGCUCACUCGUGCUUUGGAACCAAUAUAUCCUGGAGAUCAAAUAUUCACUGGUUAUGGUGCUGCAUAUGCACAUAUGCCAAGAUCUGAAAGAAGAGAGAAAAUAAUGGAGGACUAUUUCUUUGAAUGUGACUGUCCUGCCUGUGAUGCCAACUGGCCAAUGUACAACGAAAUUCUUCAGAAUCACAUUGGUUCCAUCACCAAAAACAAAGAACUCGUAGAGAAACUGAAACCAUAUAAGCAGAGAUUGGUAAAGAAUAUGUAUGAUAUUGAUGCUGUAAAAUCCGUUCUUUGUAUUCUAUACAAAGAAGUGUCCCAGCCUUGCGAAGAGAUAGUACACGCAGAACAAUACCUAAAGAGUUAUUACUUAGGUAAAUUUGAUCAUAUGUCAACAUAACAAGUAUCCAUGCUUAUUUAUACCCAUAUAGCUUUGCUUACCUGCUAAUGCUUAAUAAUAUGCUUACUUACAUCCUGCAAAUCACAUUUAAUUAUAUAAAAUGUACUUCACUUUAUGCACUAGUUUAUUUUAUUGCUUAUUAACAUAAUGAAGCUGCUUCUGAGUUCAUAGCUUAUACUGCUUCAUAAUAAUGGGUCUAUACAUUACGCACUUUGCUGCAAAGGUAUGUGAAGAGCAAGUCAGUGAGGUUGUUAAAACUGAUUGAACAGACGUGUAUUUUCUUGUUUCUAGAUCCACGAGA